AAAGGUCACUCCAGUCGACGCAGUACUUUUGUGCACACACGUGCGCAAAGGGAUGAGCCAUCCCCGGUCCGUCCUUGAAGUAGGGAGAAGAAAGAAGAGAGCGCUGAAUUGUAGUGUAGGGGCAGCGGAGAAUGACAAUGAGAGAGUUGGGUUGCUUACUGAAGCGCUGCUCCAACCUGAAACAUGUUGAGCAGGCACAUGGAUUCAUGGUACGGACAGCCCUUAAUCACGACGAGAUUCUCCUCAGCCAAUUUAUCGAGGCAUGCUCUUCUCUGGGCUUCUCCGGCUACGCGUACUCUGUGUUUGCCUUCAAUUCACAGCCCCACAUAUAUGUGUUCAACACCAUGAUCAGAGCACUGACACUCUCUCACUCUGCCUUUGAGGCUCUCCAUGUUUACAAAAGCAUCGCCCGGGCCAAGUUGCGCCCCGACAGUUACUCCUUCCCGUUUGCGUUGAAGGCGGUUGAAGACCUGCAGGCCCUUCGUUUUGGAACUCAGAUUCACUCUCAAACCGUAUGCGCUGGACUCAACGCCAAUAUCUACGUGGCGACGGCUCUCAUUCAAAUGUAUUCCUCGUGUGCCUGCGUUUCGGAUGCUCGCAAGCUGUUCGACCAACUCACCUCCGUCUCUAGAUCUAUACAAGACGUUGCCCUUUGGAGUGCCAUGAUCGCUGCGUAUGCCAAGGUUGGCGACCCGGAUGCUGCCCGGGAUUUGUUGGAGCGCAUGCUCCAAACUCAAACAAAAGCAGAAGCAGUAAUGGUUUGUUGGACGACUGUGAUUGCGGGCUAUGCUCAAAUAGACCGCCCCAACGAGGCCAUCGCUGUGUUUCGUAGAAUGCAGUUGGAGAAUGUGAAGCCUGACGAGAUUUCUAUGUUGGCUGUGCUUUCUGCUUCCCAUUUAGGUGCCAUUCAGUUUCUAUUGGGGAAGUGCAUUCACGGCUACAUUCAUAAGCAUGGAUUCAAUCAAAUGAUUCCCCUAAAAAAUGCACUUAUUGAAAUGUAUGCCAAGUCAGGCGAUAUUUGCAAGGCGUUGCAAGUAUUUGAGAACAUGAACCAUAAAACUGUAAUAACUUGGACUACCAUCAUAUCUGCGCUGGCAUUCCACGGGCUUGGAACAUUAGCUCUCCAAAUGUUUUCUCGGAUGGAAAGGGCUCAAGUCCAACCCAAUGAUAUCACUUUCAUUGCCGUCCUCUCUGCUUGUACUCAUGUUGGAUUGGUUGCUUUGGGCGGCUGCUUUUUCAAUACUAUGAGUUCCAGGUAUGGGAUUCAACCCAAGAUUCAGCACUAUGGUUGCAUGAUCGAUUUACUUGGGCGAGCAGGUUACCUAAGAGAAGCGCUGGAACUAGUUAGUCGGAUGCCUUUUAAGCCAAAUGCAUAUUGGGGGUCACUUCUUGCUGCCUCUAAUAUUCAUGCUGAUGCUGAGCUGGGAGAGUUAGCUUUGCUGCAUUUGAUAGAGUUGGAGCCUUGGAAUAGUGGAAACUAUGCACUUUUAUCCAAUAUAUAUGCUUCAGGUGGCAGGUGGGAUAAGUCUGUAAUAACAAGGAAGAUGAUGAGGGACAAAGGUGUUCCAAAGAUGCCGGGUAGGAGUUUCAUUCAGGUGAGUAAUAGAGCUCACGAAUUCAUUGCAGGAGACGUAUCGCACCCUCAGUAUGAUAGGAUACAUGGAAUCCUAUUCAACUUGAACGAGCAGUUGAAAAUUGUUCAUCAUUUGCUUAGCGAAUUUGAUGAGCUUCUUGAUUUUGAUGGCUGAUGGGAUAAAUAAUUACUUCUUAAUUAUGACUCUGGAGUUGGACCAGCUUUAAUGGAACGAGCAGCAUUUCCACAUAAGUGAUUGCAGUUCCCUUAAAUGUGAUCCGUCUUCUCAAUUCAGAACAGUAACAGGUCAGCUAAAAAGAAGUACAUGCCUUGUUCUCUGCAUGGUUGUACUUGAUGUAUAGACACAUCAUGCCUGUCAGUGGACAUUGGUUGCAUUGAAAUCUAUGUGCCAUCUCAUCAGUAGCAGAUCUUGAAAUGCUGCGGUCAGAGUUGCAUUCUGAAUUAUCCUUCACUGGGAAAGUCACUGACUCAGCUCGCUGAGAUGAUUGUCUUCUCCUUGAAUGAACUGGAUCUCUCCCAACUGAUCUUUGAUGCUCCAUCCC
This is a messenger RNA of Theobroma umbraticum, 2136 nucleotides long. Its product is annotated as pentatricopeptide repeat-containing protein At5g56310-like. Gene Ontology annotation, molecular function: protein binding; RNA binding. NCBI's taxonomy places the organism in Eukaryota, Viridiplantae, Streptophyta, Magnoliopsida, Malvales, Malvaceae. The record is from RefSeq and is a predicted model, not a curated record. Gene Ontology annotation, biological process: RNA modification.